CUCCCGGUGCGCACCAUUAACUAACAAGACGACGAAAACAAAGUGUUUAUGUCAACUGAGCCUCGUCGCUAAGACGAUAGACUAAAGAGCGUUUAUGUAACGUUUCUUUACGAUGUAGUCAAAUCAAAUGUUUAAAAUGAAGCAAGUAUGAAUUAUUGGGUGAUUAAAUGUCUUUAGAUAGAAAACCUCUCACUGCCUUGUAUAUGUAGCAGGGGUUUAAGCCGGAUGCUAACUGUUGCUAGCUAGUUGGUUGCUAGCUAUAAGAAACAGCAUUAGUGGCAUUAGGUUCUUUUUUUUUUCAUCUGACCGUAAAAUGGACACGAAUGUACAGAAAAAGAGGGAAAGUAAAAAAUCUUUGCGGAUUAAAGUGAUCAGCCUCGGGAAUGCAGAGGUUGGUAAGAGCUGCAUCAUUAAACGAUACUGCGAGAAACGAUUCGUUCCCAAAUAUCUGGCUACAAUUGGGAUCGAUUACGGCGUGACGAAGGUUCAAGUCCGUGACAGGGAAAUAAAAGUAAACAUUUUUGACAUGGCAGGACAUCCUUUCUUCUAUGAGGUCCGCAACGAGUUCUAUAAGGACUCACAGGGGGUGAUUCUGGUGUAUGAUGUCGGACUGAGGGAGAGCUUUGACGCCCUAGACAGCUGGCUCACAGAGAUGAAGCAAGAGAUGGGCUCACAAGCCAAUAUGGAGAGCAUCAUUUUUGUAGUGUGUGCCAACAAGGUCGACUUGACUAAAAGGCGAGUGGUAGACGAGAGCGAAGGCAGGUUGUGGGCAGAGAGUCGAGGUUUUCAGUAUUUCGAGACGUCCGCUCAGAGUGGCGAAGGCAUCAGCGAAAUGUUUCAGGCUUUUUUUAGCUCGAUUACUGAUAUGUGUGAGAAUGGAGGGAAGAGACCAAACCCAGAAGUCAGCAUCGGCUUCACAAAGGAACAAGCCGACACUAUACGACGUAUCCGAAACAGUAAGGACAGUUGGGACAUGCUGGGAGUAAAGCCUGGGGCAACAAGGUAAGAGAAGCAAAUGGCAAACAUCUAGCGAUUUAUAAAGUUACAAAAUACAGUUGCUGUUUGCUUUUAAACUCUGUACUCUAGGUGAAAGAUUAUUUUCAUUCUUUAUACUUUGAUUGUAUUCUGGGAAAAUGUACCGUGUGUUG
This is a messenger RNA of Tachysurus fulvidraco (yellow catfish), 1148 nucleotides long. RefSeq names its product DnaJ (Hsp40) homolog, subfamily C, member 27 (gene dnajc27). The record is from RefSeq and is a predicted model, not a curated record. Gene Ontology annotation, molecular function: GTPase activity; GTP binding. NCBI's taxonomy places the organism in Eukaryota, Metazoa, Chordata, Actinopteri, Siluriformes, Bagridae. The transcript has 6 exons. Bases 314 to 1006 code for a protein of 230 amino acids.